Messenger RNA from Vigna unguiculata (cowpea), 927 nucleotides. RefSeq lists its product as uncharacterized. The record is from RefSeq and is a predicted model, not a curated record. NCBI's taxonomy places the organism in Eukaryota, Viridiplantae, Streptophyta, Magnoliopsida, Fabales, Fabaceae.
UAGGGCUUAAAGUUACAUAUUUUUUUUUUUAAGAAAUAGAAGGCCCAAGAUAAAUAAAAACCUAGAAAUACUCAUUUGGUAGCCCAAUACUCAUGUGGGCUGGGCCACAUAACGUUCAUUGAUAUCAUGCGUGAAAAACUAUUGCGCGCGAAAAGCUUAACUGAAGCAGUUUGAUUCUUUAUUUGUGUGUUCAUCUUUAAAGACAGUUUCACUUCACUCGUCUCUGUCUCAGCUGGUUCUUUCUCACUACCUUUGAUUUCGUUGCGCGCCAUUUGCUUCUUUUCACAGUUAUCUAUUUUUAGUUCGUUAAUUGAAAAUGAGCGGUUAUCCCGAAGACCCAGAUGAAUCCAGCGCUCCACCGCCGCAGCCACCGCCGCCACGACCACGGUCAUCACGCCCACCGUUGCCACCACGACCACGGUCAUCACGCCCACCGUUGCCACCACGGCCACCGCCGCCUCCUAGACACACCCCCAAGCCAAGAGUAUUCAAGCGUCGUUACUUCUACAAUGACCCUUCCUUCUCUCGCAGUCCGUUUCAAAAGUCCUUUAGGCCUCAAACUCCACCUGAAGUCUCAGAAAUAGUUAAUAAGAAUCCUUGGACCUCAGCUCGGUUAGACGGGCAGAAGAAUUCGGAAGUUGUGUUUACAAAGUUGGGAGAAUCUUCCAAUUCAGAGGAAGAGGAGGAUACAGGCACAAUUUGUUAUGAUGGUUAUGAUGCGAAGAAGCCAAAAUUCUAGAAUGGUCACAAUCAUUUUUAUGGUUGAUGCAUUCCUAUAUGGUCAGUAAAGAGAGUUUGUCCUGUGUGUAAUCAAGUUUGUCAUCUUAGUCAUGAUCGUUUGUCUUGACAUUUUUUGAAACAAAAGUGCUUAUGUUUCUUAUAAUGCAGAACGUGUUGUGUUGUCAACUCUCAGCAGAAAAUUUAAAG